Corythoichthys intestinalis (scribbled pipefish) is the source of this 754-nucleotide messenger RNA. Its product is annotated as probable pancreatic secretory proteinase inhibitor. Gene Ontology annotation, molecular function: protein binding; serine-type endopeptidase inhibitor activity. The record is from RefSeq and is a predicted model, not a curated record. NCBI's taxonomy places the organism in Eukaryota, Metazoa, Chordata, Actinopteri, Syngnathiformes, Syngnathidae. The transcript has 4 exons. The coding region runs from base 419 to 709 and encodes 96 amino acids.
AGGGGGGAGCAGGGUACACUCUGGACUAGUUGCCAUCUAAUUGCAGGCCCUGUUUUAUAAAGCAGACAGAGGUCAUAUGUACUAAUAGACGCAAACAAAUUAGCCAAAUGAGAAACACUAGUGCAAGAUGAGAGGAAGCUGAUUGGACAGACACAAGGAGCAGAUAGACAACAGGCAUAAUUAAUGCACAAUCACAUGAAAUUCCAAACAUAGGCCAGGGAGAAAUUACAAAACCCAAAUCCUAAAAUGAAGUUUUUCUGUGGAUUCAACAACCACUAAAAGCACUCGGUCUGUAUAGAGUUUUUGUGUGAGUGUUUACUGCCCAGGUCUAUUUUUGUGUGUUGACUGUUCACAUUCAUCUGGAGUGUUCUCACACGGCCACACCCGAAUAGUAUACCUGGAAAAAUACAACCCUGGCAUGCAUCACUAUCAGUGUGUUAUUCAACCGACAACAGUCACCAUGGCUGGGAGACUUCUUUUGCUGGGACUUCUUCUCAUCUGUGUGGCCGCAGACAAAGGAGCACAGAGAAGGCCAUCCUGUCCAUAUCCUGAUGGGCUUAUAGCAUGCCCCAUGAAUUUGGCCCCUGUGUGUGGCAGUGAUGGCGAAACAUAUGCCAACGAGUGUACCCUUUGUGUACAAAGACAGAAAAUGAAGAAUGAUAUUCUCAUUCGUCACGAUGGAGCCUGUGUGCCCAGUAAUACACUAUAAGUGAAUGUUACGAUGAUAAGAAUAAUAAAAGUCCAAUGGAUAUCA